AUGAGGGAUUCAAAUUUUAGAGCAAUAUCAAGUAAUAAAGCUGCAGUAACAAUAACAACAAGUCUUUAUGAUAGAAGAGCAUUAGAUGUAACAUCAGAUAAACCAUUAGUAAAUUCAUUAAAUUAUUUAACUUAUUUAGUAAGUUCUUCUGCAAAAGUAAGAGAAACUUUAUCAAUAGAUGGUGGAAUAGAAAGAUUAAUUGAAAUUUUACAUGAAUGUCAUAAUUUUAAAAAAUUUAUAAAUGAUAAUGAUGAAAAACAAAUUUUAAUUGCUUGGAAAUGGACUUUAGCUUUUCAAUGUCUUGUGUUGAUUGGUACAAGAGGUACUGAAAAAAUAAGACAAAAAGUUGUUAAAGCUGGAAUUUUACCAAUAAUUGCUACAGUUUUAGAUAAUUAUAUUUCAUUACAUGAAAGAGCAUUUUUACAUAAUAAUAGUACAAACACCCUUAGUAAUAAUGGAAAUUAUGGAUUAUAUAAUUUAACAAAUAAUUCAAAUUCAAGAGAUGAUCAGGAUGAAAAUCAAUUUUAUUUUAAUUCAGGUAUAGAAAUGAUAAAUCAAUUUCAUUCACAAUUUCAAAAUAAUUCAUUUACAAAUAUAAAUACAACAACGACAAAUAAUGUGAAUUCUGAUCAAACUAUGAUUAAUCCUAAUGUAUUUCAACAACAACCACCACAACAAGAACAAUCUGAAAAUCCAAUAUAUAGUGUAAGAUCAAAUACAAGAGAAGAAGAUGAAGUUGAAGAAGCAAUAAUAGAUGGAAAUUUUUUAAAUAUGAAUAUUAAUAAUAAUACAACCCCUAACAAUACAAAUACCAUAAAUAAUACGAAUGUCACAAACAACAUAAAUAAUAAUUAUUAUUCACAAUUUUCAGCUGCUGCAGCUGCACUUGAAGCAACUUCAAUAUCAAACAAUUUUCAAUCUUUUACUUAUCCAUAUACAUCAUUAAAAGAUGUUGAUUUACAAGAAAUUGAAAAUUCAAGUGUUGAACAUUUAAUACAAUUAUUAAAAUUACCAAUAAAUGAUUGUGAACCCAAUAACAACAAUAAUAGUAAUAACAACUUACUUAUACCAAUCGAAUUAGAAGUUAAAAGAAAUUUUAUAACAUUAAAUUUAAUUGAAAAAUUAAAAGAAAUAAAAGAAAAUGAAAAUUUUGACAAGAAUCAUCAAAAUUAUAUGAUAAAUUUUGAUGAUGAAUAUAAUGAUGAAGAAUAUGAUAUGGAUAGUAAUUUACAAUUUCUUUCAGAUUUAUAUCAAAGAAAUUCAGAUAUUAAUGGUGGAGCAAAACAGAGUAAUAAUAUAGCAGUAAGAUCAUUUACUAAAUCAGGUGUUGUAAUACCAAAAGAUGAUGAUAUUGUUUGGUCAUUACAAUUAUUAGCAUAUAUUUCAAAAUAUCCUUAUUUAAAAGAUAUUUUACAAAAUACUCAUAUAAUUUUAAAUAUGAGUAUAAGAGAUAAACAAAUUAAAUCAUUUUUAGAAAAUCAAUUAAAAUUAAAUUUAUCUUCGACAAAUCAUAGCAAUCAUAAUCAUCAACAUAGUAACAGUAGGAACAACUCAAAAUCAAAUUCAAGUUCAAAUUCAAAAUCAUCUUCAAAUUCAUCAAAUACUUCUUCAAAUUCUUCAAAACUGAAAUUUUCAAAAAGAACAACAAUAAUCCCCAAAUCAAGGAAAAAAAAAUUAAAAACUACUUUUUUAGAAAGAUUUAAUCCAAGUGCUUCAAAUUCUCCUCAAAUGAUUUCUUCAUUAAAUGAUGAUGAAGAUAAUCUUAUAUUAAAAGAUGAUAAAUUUGAUUUAUGUGGUGAUAAUAAUAGACAAAAUUUAGAAACAAAUCAAGUUCAAUUAAAUUCUCAUGAAAAUAAUGAAAUUGAAGAAAAUGAAGAAAUAGAAGAUUAUGAAGAAGAGUAUGAUGAUGAUGAAGAUGAUGAUCAAGAAGAAAGUGGAGGAGAAGAUGAAGAAAGAAAUGAAAAUUUUGGAAAUGAAACAGAAGAAGAUUUAGAAGAAAGUUUAUCAAAUUCAAGUGAUGAUAAUUCAACAUUGAAUAAUAUAAAUUUUAAAAAUUCAUAUUUAAAACAAUUAUUUAAUUUAAUUGAAGAAAUUGAGACCACCCCAAGUUCUUUAAUCAAGAAAAUUAAAUAUAAUCAAUUAAAUUUAAAAUUAAAUAAAUUUAUUGAAUUUGAAUUAAAAAAUUUAUCAAUUUUAAUUAUCAACAAAAGAAAUGAAUAUAAAUUAUUUUUAAAAAAUAAAUGGAAUUAUGAAAAUUAUAAAAAUUUUGAUAUUGAUGAUUUACCAGUGACUAUAACAAAUGCAACAACUAAUUCAAAUUCAAAUGCAGGUUCAACAAAUACAUCAAAUUCAUCUUCAUCAUCACCUACUCCAACUAUAGCUACAAACACCACAAACACAACAACCACAACUUCAUCUACACCCCCCUCAACAACAACAACUCACCACUCAAAUAAAGAAGAUUUAGAUUCAUCAUUAUUUGAAAUUCAAAAAUUAAAUUUAUUCCCAUUAGUUGAAAAUUUUACAUUUUUAUCAGGAACAGAUAUGUAUUAUUGGUCAGGAGUAAUAAUGAGAAAUUCAUGUAGAAGGAACGACCUAAGAGGUGGAAUAAGACAAUGUGGAAAUUUAAAAUGUAAUAAAUGGGAGAACUAUCCGCGAGAAUUUUCAAAAUGUAGAAGAUGUAAAAGAACAAAAUAUUGUUCAAGAGAUUGUCAAAUGAAAGCUUGGCAUUGUCAUAGAAAUUGGUGUAUUCCUUCAAAUUCAAGUUCAAAUAGUACUAAUACUACUAAUACUAUUAAUACAACAAAUACAAAUACUUCAAAUACUACCACAGCUACGAACACUACUACAGUUACAAAUACUACAAAUACAUCAAACGCUACUACUGCCACGACGAAUAAUUCAACGAAUACUAUUGAUGGUAAUUCAGAGAAUCAACCUGGUUAA
Messenger RNA from Lodderomyces pseudojiufengensis, 2946 nucleotides. It is a transcript of the gene MUB1, whose product is annotated as Mub1p. The transcript has a single exon. Gene Ontology annotation, biological process: establishment or maintenance of cell polarity; ubiquitin-dependent protein catabolic process. Gene Ontology annotation, cellular component: MUB1-RAD6-UBR2 ubiquitin ligase complex. Lineage: Eukaryota; Fungi; Ascomycota; Pichiomycetes; Serinales; Debaryomycetaceae. The record is from RefSeq and is a predicted model, not a curated record. Bases 1 to 2946 code for a protein of 981 amino acids.